Messenger RNA from Owenia fusiformis, 1564 nucleotides. The record is from the annotation of a GenBank genome assembly. NCBI's taxonomy places the organism in Eukaryota, Metazoa, Annelida, Polychaeta, Sabellida, Oweniidae.
AUAAGAUUGAAUUUGACAACAGAAAAACAACCUGCUAGAAAGUAGUUCUCUCACGAUCAUUGAUGCCUUGUUUGAUUAUUCAAAAGUGAAAUACUUUAUUGAUACCAAAAGAAACGAGCAAAUUAGACACAGAAAUCUAGAAAAUCUAUGUUGAGAACUCAAAUUAAGCUUUUGUUUUGAGAUUGAAAUAUUAGGAGCUACUUUUUUAUUCAUCCGCAUUGUUGAUGUCCUUCACUUUCUGCAAAGACAGGCAGCUCGAGGACUAUAAACCGUAGGAAAACAUGACGAAAUCUGAAUGGACAUUUACUACAUAUUUUCUUUGAUGAGAGGAUUAUAUAUACUUUCAACUCGCAGAUGUGAAACACUAGUGAAUGCUUGAUAUAUCAUCAUUCCAUCUGAAAAUAAUGGAUUUUCAUGUAUGAAUAUAAGGCAACCAUUAUGUGUGAUGUACAAUUUGACUGUUGCAAAGUUGUGACCACAGCAGCGUGUAAUGGCCAUAAAAAGUGUUUAGAAAAUUUACUGAAAGCUGGUCGCACCCCAGAUAUUGCUGAUAGAGAUGGCUGGACACCUCUUGCAUGGGCUUCCCAUAAUGGAAACCAAGACUGUGUGGAUAUACUGCUGAAACAUGGUGCUAAUGUUAACUUACAAGACCAAGAUGGUUGGAGUCCAUUACUCAAAGCAGCGUCAGAAGGAAACUUAAACAUUGUGAAAACUUUACUGCAAAAUGGAGUUUGCCUCCACCGCAAAAACUGCCCUUGCAGCGGUAACUAUGAGAAUUUAUUGAAUAUUUUUGAAAUGGGUGUUACAAUUUUUUGUGAUGCUACACUGGUGAAAAUGCUAGUCAUUUGCGGUUGUGAUAUUCAUGUCAUCGAUAAGUGGAUAAGACGUGGUAAAAUUCUGCCAAAGCUUUUACAAGUCAACCAAAACCUAUUAGAGCAGCUAUGUGAGGUGAGAUGUUUCCCAAGAUCGCUGAGUCAUAUUGCAAGACAAGCAAUUAUCCAAAACAUGCGAUUCCCUUUACGAGCUUCAAUUAUUGAACUUCCUCUACCUUCAGCUUUGAAGAGCUACUUGAUGUUUCCUGAACUGGAUUCAUUGGAUAUUUCGCCAAAAUUAACAUUUGCUGAAACGCUAAGUUUGAUAUAAACUUACCUUUGGCUUAGAUAUAUACUAAGCUAUAUACAUACAAUGGAUAUGAACAGGACUGCCAUACCUCAGCAAAACUUUGUUUCUACCAAUGGUGAUAUCUACUGUAUUUUUCUUUAAUUUGGACGCGUUUUAAGUUGGCAAAUUUUGGCAAAUUGAAAAAUCGCCAAAAUUCCCGGGAAUUUGACAUGUUUUUGUUCGGUGUAUUUCCAGUUAUGAUAGAGAUAUCAAGAUGUCCGGGUCGUUUAAACUGAUAGAAACUAGAAAUAUUAAAGAAAUUGUUCAAUAUCAACACUGACAAGAUUGUUUUUAAUUUUGUUAGUACAGGGGGAUGUCACUUGCGUGAAACACUUUGAUACUUGAAAAACUGCCAAAUUAAAUAGAUGCCAAUAGGCCCAAAAAUACAAUAUCGCCAAAUUAA